AUGUCACGCUAUGGUGACUACGGAGGAGGUGGUGAACGCUGGAACGCGGAGCGAUUCAACCGUGAACGAGGCGGACGUCAAGUGAUUGAGCGUGACCGUUUCGAAGAACAUGAACGCUAUGCACCACCUCGAGCUGGUGGCCGAGAGACUGCUGUCGAAGAGUUCCAAUCCCCUCCUCCUCGUGUUGCGCGUGGUGAACGUUUCGAGGAGAGAGACCGCAUUUUCGAAGAAGAGAGAUUCGGCCCACCUGCUCGCAGGUCAGUGGGCAGACAGCAGCGCUAUUACGAGGAGGAGGACAUCGAUACCUUUGAGAGUAGUCCCAACAGGGGGCCAGAGCCACUGGGCCGAAGGGGCUACGAGGCGACGCGAGCGCCUCCCAGGCCAGGCAUAAUCCGUCGACAGAGCAGCCUAGACACCUUUGAUCGGAAGCCGCUACCUAGAUACCCCAGGGAACCACCUGAGGUUAUUGCCAUGCCAGCUCCCGGUAGACGCAGGAGAAGCCCACCCCGAUACGAACGAGAUUUUGAAGAAAUUAGGAUUGCAGAACCAGACUAUUACGGCGAUGAAGAGUUCAGAGGAUACAAGGAGAGAGAAGUUUCUACGGUCAGAAGGAGGAGGGGUGCUGAACCCGAGUUCGAAGAGAGGGAGAGUUUUGAGGUCGAAGAAGAAGAACCCUUUCCAAGGAAAGGCAAGACUAGAAUGCCGGGGAAAUUGGUGAACAAGCGAGCUAUUAUAGAGCUAGGCUAUCCGUUCGAAGAAGAGGGCGAAAUGGUCAUCAUCUUGAAGGCUUUGGAUAAAGAGCGGAUUGAUGAAGUUAUCAACGUCAGCAAAGAGAUGAAUCGUGGCGCAAGCCGCACCACAUACAUGAUCGAAGCUCCGCCGCAUCCACCAGAGGAAGUUAUUGAGCGACGCGAAAUCGUCAUUCCAGAAAUCAUGCUUCCCCCACCGCCAUCCGAAGUGCCACGUUCAGUCCGCGAGUGGGACGUUAUGGGUGGCUCUAUUCCUGGCGGACAUUCCGAGCAUGGUGGCGGUCAUUCCGAGCAUGGUGCGAAGUCUACUCAUGGUGGAAAGUCUACUCACGGCGGAAAGUCUACUCACGGCGGAAAGUCUACUCAUGGCGGGAAAUCCACGCAUGGCGGCAAGUCCCACCACGGCGGUGGUAAAUCUACGCACGGUGGCCAUUCAACCAAAGGAGGCCAUUCGGUCAAAGGCGGCCACUCGACAAAAGGCGGCCAUUCGACAAAAGGCGGUCAUUCAACGAAAGGCGGUCAUUCAGAGGAAGGCGGCGAGUCCGAAAGCGAGUCCAGUAGCAGCAGCAGCAGCCCCUCUGAACCUUCGGUCAUAAUUGAGAAGAGGUCAACCCGCAGCAAAUCUCGCCAUCGAUCCAAGUCGGUCGGGCACGGCGAGGUCAUAGAGGAAAUUGGCGAGUCAAAUGCCAUGCACAACGGUCCUUUGGCCUUGGUCCUUCCUCACCGUGAGAAAGAGCGCAACAACAGCAGAGACGAGCGUAGCAUUAAGGCUGAGAUACGAGCCCUUGAAGCGGAAAAGAAGAAGCUGAAGAUCGAGAGAGAGAUUGAGAAGGAGCACAGAAAGGAGAAUAAGUAUGAUGAAGUCAUCAUAGAGAGGCGUGAGAAGGAUGUCAAGAUUGAGAAGGACCGCAAAGGUAACCUGAGCUUUGUACGGUGA
Molecule: messenger RNA, 1686 nt
Organism: Letharia columbiana
Lineage: Eukaryota; Fungi; Ascomycota; Lecanoromycetes; Lecanorales; Parmeliaceae
Exons: 3
Coding region: 1-1686 (561 amino acids)
Source: RefSeq, a predicted model, not a curated record